Somion occarium is the source of this 1964-nucleotide messenger RNA. Lineage: Eukaryota; Fungi; Basidiomycota; Agaricomycetes; Polyporales; Cerrenaceae. The record is from the annotation of a GenBank genome assembly.
GGCGCGUCGACUUCCUCAACCUCAUCAAGGUCAGCAGGGUAGAGUUUAUUUAGUCCAUAACCUCAUGAAUUUGUCCCCGUGAACGGCAUCGAGACGUCGGUUACGGACCGCCCUGUCAUUCCAUUCUAAAGAUUGCUUCGAGAAUUGUUCGCGUUGACAGUAUAAAGCAUCGAAAGCAUGCUCGCCGAGUGGUUUCAGACCUUCCUCCGGUUUUGGUGGACGCUUGACACCUGGCAUACAGUGACGAUGAAAUUGGGUCUGGGUGCCUUUGCUGCUCUCCUUGGAGGCGCGGCAAUCGUGCAGGCUCAAUGUCCAGACUACACCACAUUCUCUCAGGUCCCGCAAGGAAACAAGUCUUCUGGCCCUCUGGCUUUGCCAUACAUGAGACCAGCUCCUGCAUGUCGUACUUUCAACAGCUCAGCGGUUGAGAAAGUCAUCGAUGACAUGAAAGCUCGUUUGAAAGACCCAGACCUUGCUAGGCUGUUCGAAAAUACCUUCCCGAAUACACUUGAUACGACAGUGAAAUAUUUCGAUGAGAACGAGAACCUUGCGUUUAUUAUCACGGGCGAUAUUACUGCACAAUGGCUGAGAGACACAGCCAAUCAGUUCGCGCAUUAUCAUUCGCUUUUGUCUAUAGACAAAGGACUCGCAACGCUUGUCAAAGCCGUUAUCAACAAUGAGGCUCGUUACGUUUCACAGUAUCCGUAUUGCGGCGCGUUCCAACCGCCGCCAGAGAGCGGUUUGCCUACCUCGCACAACGACUGGGCAGACGGCGUACUGGUUCAUCCUCCCGUGGAUAACCGUAUUGUAUUCGAGUGCAAGUAUGAAAUCGACUCUCUUUGCGGCUUCUUGAAAUUGUCAAGGUCCUAUUAUCAAGCUACUAAGGAUGCUUCAUUUAUGAACGACAAUUGGCACACUGCAAUCAACCAGAUCUUCCGUGUAAUUGACGAACAAUCCCAAGCGACGUUUGACGAUGAUUUCAAUCUCGUCUCGUUUUACAAUUGGACCGGAGGGAAUGGUGCACUGUCACCUGCUGUCCCAAAUGGCGGCAAUGGCGAGCCCAAGGCAUAUACCGGUCUUGUUGGAACACAUCACCGACCUUCCGAUGACAUCAGUGUGUUCGCAUUCCUGACCCCAGCAAAUGCAAUGCUCAGUGUCGAACUAUCGAACUUGGCAAACAUCCUAGACUCUGCUCAACAGUUGAAGAAUGUCAGCCAACUUGCUAGACAGUAUAGCACGCGUAUUCAUAACGCUAUUUGGAACACUACUUUGGUCAAUAACAUAUUUGCAUAUGAGACAAAUGGCUUUGGAGGUAGAUAUGUAAUGGAUGAUGCCAACGUGCCUUCCCUGCUGUCUCUACCCUAUCUCGGGUUCUUGGACAAAUCUCACCCAGCGUACGUCGCAACUCGGAAAGUACUUUUGUCUCGCAACAACCCCUAUUUUGCUGCUGGAAAGGCAUUUAACGGCAUAGGUGGACCGCACGUUGAUGCAUGGCACCCAUGGCCUAUGUCGCAUAUAUCUGCCAUCUUUGGCACGGAUGAUGACCAAGAGAUCCUCAAUUCACUGUAUUUGAUAGCGAACAAUACGAACGGUCUAGGACUGAUUCAUGAAUCUGUGUCUAUCUAUAACCCAUCCGAUUACACUCGCCCUUGGUUCGCUUGGGCGAACAGCUACUUUGCGGAAAUGCUGUUGGAUUUGGGGAGCAGGAAACCCCAUUUGAUCUUCAACGAUGGCAAACCUUACGUUCCAGGGCGCUGAAUCUGGCACAUGACGGCGAUGUGCUUGGUUAUGAUCACGUCUUCAGAGUAGACAAAUCGUUCUGUAAAUUUUCUGAAUUGUGGACGUGGUAGACGAACACACCCAUCAUUCACUUUGCGGUCUUGAAGAUCACCUAUUUUGACUGAACUUGUACAUUUUGAAUUUGAAUUCUGGAGCUUGCAACAAUGAGAGAGCGCCUAAUGUUU